Molecule: messenger RNA, 954 nt
Organism: Leishmania major strain Friedlin
Lineage: Eukaryota; Euglenozoa; Kinetoplastea; Trypanosomatida; Trypanosomatidae
Exons: 1
Coding region: 1-954 (317 amino acids)
Source: RefSeq, a predicted model, not a curated record
AUGUUUGAAGAGGCGCUCCGGCAAGCGCCGCGAGAGGAGCUCGUGGAGCACAUUCGACUCCAGCGAGAGCUGAUUCACCGUCUUCACCGGCGCGUCCUCGAGCUGGAGAGCUCCCUGGAGAACGUGUACACGUGCUCUAGCGACGGCGGGGGUGCCGUCGGUGCCGGUGGGCAGUCAGCUGCACCGUCUGAGCGGCAGCGCGCCGUCCUUUCCAGCAACCUUCGCCAUGGCCCGCCUCCUCCGACAGUCCGACAGAGCUUGUACGGAGCGUCUGGCGGCGCGCCGCCGGCAAAGGCGAGGGCAUAUCCCCUUGCGACGUUUUGCGAGGCGCCACUGGGUUUCAGCGAACGCUGGAGCACCGAUAAUGAUGAGGCGGCAGCGGCACCGGAGCCGCGCUGUCGACCCCCACGCCCGCACAUCGAAGAGAAGGCGCCCGUCGCCUUUGCGCACUUGUCUUCUUCACUGCAGCGGCAAACGGGUGAGCGUGCGGCGAUGGCGACGUCCGCCAAUGGCACUGAUACUGCUCCUGCGCCGUUUUCUGCGGCUGCUAUCUCCACUGGGAUCACCUCAUCUUCAGUAGACCACCCCACGGUGUUGGAGGGGAUCAAGGAGAUCAAUCACGUGCUUGCCGCCCACCGGGCCGGUCGUCCAGCCCUGCCGCUACCUGUGGUAGAGGAACUGGAAGAUAUUCGUACGAGGCUGCUGCGGGGCCUCAAGCAGACACACAGUAUGGGUGACAGAGACGACGAGAAGGCACAAGAGGCGGUGACGGCACGUCAGGCCUACGGUGCGCUGCCAAGGGGCGAGGAAAUGGUGCUCAACUCAGGUCCGCCAGAUCUCUUGUUCGAGCGCUGUGCGGAUGCCUUCCGUGCCGCAACUCACGUGUGUCCACGUUGGGUCUCGCCAGACUCGUCGAGGGUCGUGUACGGCACAUCACCACGCCGUCACCAGUAG